Molecule: messenger RNA, 372 nt
Organism: Dracunculus medinensis (Guinea worm)
Lineage: Eukaryota; Metazoa; Nematoda; Chromadorea; Rhabditida; Dracunculidae
Source: the annotation of a GenBank genome assembly
AUGGGUCGAAUAAAAGCUCGUGAUUUGCGUGGAAAGAAGAAGGAGGAAUUAAUGAAACAGUUAGAGGAACAAAAAACUGAACUCGCUUCUUUGCGGGUGGCUAAAGUGACAGGUGGACCUGCAUCGAAAUUAUCAAAAAUUCGUACUGUACGUAAAGCUAUUGCAAGAAUUCUAACAGUCAUCAAUCAAACACAGAAACAAGAAUUGAGAAAAUUUUACAAGGGUAAGAAAUAUAAGCCCUUGGAUUUACGUUAUAAGAAAACUCGUGCAAUGCGUCGCGCUCUUACUAAACAUGAAGCUUCAAUAAAAUCCAAGAAACAAAAAGCAAAAGAAAGCAACUUUCCAAUGCGGAAGUAUGCUGUUAAAGCGUAA